GAGACUUGGAAAACGGAAGUGAGUUAUUUCACGGGCGUCCAAACCGGGCGGCGGCUUUAUUAAUGCUGGCGGGAGCUGAGCGAUCAGUCUAGGUCUUCCGCGCAGGCAGGCCUGGGCUUCCUGCGUUCUGGGGAGUUGCAAGCGGCGCUCCCGGUCUCGGGCCGGCAGGAUGCGGGUUGCUGUGGCCGGCUGCUGCCACGGCGAGCUGGACAAGAUCUAUGAGACGCUGGCGCUGGCGGAGCGGCGCGGCCCGGGGCUGGUGGACCUACUGCUGUGCUGCGGCGACUUCCAGGCAGUGCGCAACGAGGCCGACCUGCGCUGCAUGGCCGUGCCGCCCAAGUACCGCCACAUGCAGACCUUCUACAGAUAUUACUCUGGAGAGAAAAAGGCCCCAGUUCUCACAAUCUUCAUUGGGGGAAACCACGAAGCCUCAAAUCAUUUGCAAGAGUUACCCUAUGGUGGCUGGGUGGCACCGAACAUUUAUUAUUUAGGCUUGGCUGGUGUGGUAAAAUACCGAGGUGUAAGGAUCGGUGGAAUCUCCGGUAUCUUUAAAUCUCAUGACUAUCGAAAAGGUCAUUUUGAAUGCCCUCCUUAUAAUUCAUCUACAAUAAGGAGUAUAUAUCAUGUGAGAAACAUUGAAGUCUAUAAGUUAAAACAGCUGAAGCAGCCUAUAGAUAUAUUCUUAUCUCAUGAUUGGCCAAGAAGUAUAUAUCAUUAUGGAAAUAAGAAGCAACUUCUUAAGACUAAAUCUUUUUUCCGACAAGAAGUGGAAAAUAACACAUUAGGAAGUCCUGCUGCCUCAGAGCUUUUAGAGCACCUAAAACCUACUUAUUGGUUUUCUGCACACCUUCAUGUGAAGUUUGCAGCCUUGAUGCAGCAUCAGGUGAAGGAUAAAGGACAGAUAGCCAAAGCAACCAAAUUUUUAGCCUUGGACAAAUGCUUACCACAUAGAGACUUUCUUCAGGUGUUAGAAAUAGAACAUGACCCCAGUGCUCCUGAUUACUUGGAGUAUGAUAUUGAAUGGCUCACUAUUCUCAGGGCUACUAAUGAUCUUAUUAAUGUGACUGGGCGCCUAUGGAAUAUGCCUGAAAAUAAUGGCCUGCACGCAAGGUGGGAUUACAGUGCAACAGAAGAAUCUAUGAAGGAAGUUUUGGAAAAAUUGAAUCAUGACCUCAAGGUUCCAUGUAACUUUAGUAUAACGGCUGCUUGUUAUGACCCUAGCAAGCCACAGACACAAAUGCAGCUGGUUCAUAGGCUCAAUCCUCAGACUACUGAAUUUUGUGCCCAACUUGGCAUCACAGACAUCAAUGUCAGGCUUCAGAAGGCCAAGGAAGAACAUCACUUUUCUGGUGAAUAUGAAGAGCAGGAUGGUGUGGAGAGUAAUGACUCUGGAGAAGACAGGAGUGAAUAUAACACAGACACAUCUGCUCUGUCGUUUAUUAAUCCGGAUGAAAUAAUGUUAGAUGAAGAAGAUGAAGAUAGUGUUGUAAGUGGACAUAGUGACAUAAGUACACCAUCUGUAGAACCUUCUUCUGAUCAAGCUUCUGACUUUUCUGAAAGCUUCUCUGAUGUGAGGAUCUUGCCAAGCUCCAUGAUUGUAUCUUCUGAUGAUACAUUGGGUUCCCCAGUUGCUAGAGAGGGGAAACCCGGUGAGGCUGUGGAGUCAGGGAAUGGAGAGGACUUAACCAAGGUGCCAUUGAAGAGGCUGAGUGAUGAACAUGAACCUGAACAAAGAAAGAAAAUCAAGAGGAGGAAUCAAGCCAUCUAUGCUGCAGUAGAUGAUGAUGAUGAUGAUGAUGAUGCAGCUUAAGACAAUUCACUUGUCUUAGUACUAUAUGUAGAUAUGUGAUUUUUGAAACCAUAUUUUUAGAGUUGGAUUUUUGACUAAAAACUUAAUUUUGUAAUAAUGAAAUUGCAUAAGAGAAUUUUAGUUAGGAAUUGACUUUAUCUUUAGGCCUUUGUAUGUUUCAGAUACAAAUAUAUUAAAAUUUCAUGUAUUUACA
This is a messenger RNA of Lemur catta (Ring-tailed lemur), 2003 nucleotides long. RefSeq names its product debranching RNA lariats 1 (gene DBR1). Gene Ontology annotation, biological process: mRNA splicing, via spliceosome. The transcript has 8 exons. Lineage: Eukaryota; Metazoa; Chordata; Mammalia; Primates; Lemuridae. The coding region runs from base 170 to 1810 and encodes 546 amino acids. Gene Ontology annotation, molecular function: RNA lariat debranching enzyme activity. The record is from RefSeq and is a predicted model, not a curated record. Gene Ontology annotation, cellular component: nucleus.